Molecule: messenger RNA, 2524 nt
Organism: Tachysurus vachellii
Lineage: Eukaryota; Metazoa; Chordata; Actinopteri; Siluriformes; Bagridae
Gene: taf5
Product: TAF5 RNA polymerase II, TATA box binding protein (TBP)-associated factor
Exons: 11
Coding region: 50-2263 (737 amino acids)
Biological process (GO): transcription initiation at RNA polymerase II promoter
Cellular component (GO): transcription factor TFIID complex
Molecular function (GO): RNA polymerase II general transcription initiation factor activity; protein binding
Source: RefSeq, a predicted model, not a curated record
CAUUCUUUUUGCGUCAUCACGUCGAUGUUGUGUACCGCGUCGGGGCAAAAUGGCGGCUGUUCACGACGGACCGAGCGACAUCGAGAGCGAGAAAGAAACAAAACCUGACGCUCUGAGCGACGAGUCGCCAUCAAACCUGCCUGGAAUAAUGAGCGGGACGCUUUCUACGUCGCUUCACGGCUCCACAACGGCUUCUGCUGUAGCACCGAAGACAGAAGAGCAGCAGCAGACUUUACUCGCCGUGCUGCAGUUCUUAAAGAGGAACAAACUCACGGAGUCGGUGGAUAUUCUGCGGCGUGAGGCGGGUUUACAGGAAGAGCCGGAGGAGGAUCGCGGGGCAGAAGCUGCAGCCCCGGGGCUCAACAGCGGCUGUGGGGACGCCAGCUCACUCCUCAGCAGGGUGUCUGCUCAAAGCGGCGCUCCGGCUAAAGGUGGAGACGACCAGCCAGAUGUCAGCGUCGUCCUCUCGGCAUACAGUCAGCAGGGGGAUCCUUCGUUGUAUCAGGUGUACUACAGCGGGCUGAAGAAGUUCAUCGAGUCCGUGCUGGACUGCCACAGGGCCGAGCUGUCGCAGCUCUUCUACCCGCUCUUCGUGCACAUGUACCUGGAGCUGGUUUACAACAACCAUGAAACUGAAGCGAAGGCGUUUUUCGAAAAGUUCAGCGGUGACCAGGAAUGCUACUACCACGACGAUCUGCACGUGCUUUCCGGCCUCACCAAGAAGGCGCACAUGAAAGGCAACGAGACUCUGCUGGAUUUCCGAACGAGUCGCUUCGUGCUGCGGAUUUCCCGCGACUCCUACCAGCUGCUGAAGCGGCACCUUCAGGAGCGGCAGAACAACCAGAUCUGGAACAUCAUCCAGGAGCACCUUUACAUCGACAUCUUCGAUGGCAUGCCACGCAGCAAGAAUCAGAUCGACAGCACGUCCGGCAGCCUGGCCGGAGAAGCAGUCCGAGAGGCCAACAAAGCUAAGGUGUACUACGGAUUGCUGAAGGAGCCAGAGAUCGAGGUCCCUCUCGACGAUGAAGACGAAGAGGCCGAGAACGAAGAGGGCAAACCCAAGAAGAAGAAACCCAAGAAGGACAGCAUGGGUUCAAAAAGCAAGAAGCAGGAUCCCAACGCACCACAACAAAACAGGAUUCCUCUACCAGAACUGAAGGACUCUGAUAAACUGGACAAAAUCAUGUACAUGAAAGAGGCCACGAAGAGGCUUCGUCUGGGUGCUGAAACUCUGCCCUCCAUAUGCUUCUACUCAUUCCUCAACGCUUACCAGGGUCUGACAGCCGUGGACGUUACAGACGACUCCAGUCUGAUAGCCGGAGGCUUCGCCGAUUCCACGGUGCGCGUGUGGAGCGUGACGCCCAAGAAACUCCGCAAGGUCAAAUCCUCAGCAGAACUCGGUCUCAUAGACAAGGAGUCAGAUGACGUGCUAGAAAGGAUAAUGGACGAAAAAACAUCCAGCGAGUCCAAGAUCCUGUACGGCCACAGCGGGCCAGUGUAUGCCGUCAGCUUCAGUCCUGACAGGAAUUAUCUGCUGUCGAGUUCAGAAGACGGCACCAUCAGGCUGUGGAGCUUGCAGACUUUCACCUGUCUGGUAGCUUAUAAAGGACACAAUUAUCCAGUGUGGGACACUCAGUUCUCUCCACAUGGAUACUACUUUGUGUCUGGAGGACAUGACAGAGUGGCACGGUUAUGGGCCACUGACCAUCACCAGCCUCUGCGUAUAUUCGCCGGCCAUCUCUCCGACGUCACCUGCACACGCUUCCACCCAAACUCUAACUACUUGUCCACGGGCUCAGCCGAUCGCACCGUUCGCCUCUGGGACGUCCUGAACGGCAACUGCGUCCGCAUUUUUACCGGACACAAGGGACCCGUCCACUCGCUGGCAUUCUCACCGAACGGGAAGUUUCUGGCGUCUGGCUCAACCGACGGCCGGGUCCUGCUGUGGGACAUUGGCCACGGACUCAUGUUUGGCGAUUUGAAGGGUCACAGCGACACCAUCUAUGCUCUCAAGUUCAGCAGAGAUGGCGAGAUCCUCGCCUCAGGCUCCAUGGACAACACGCUCCGGCUGUGGGACGUCACCAGAGCCAUCGACGACGUGGAAACGGACGAUUUCACAGCAGCCACGGGUCACAUUCACUUACCCGACAACUCUCAGGAGUUAUUACUGGGAACGUAUCUGACCAAAUCCACCCCCGUCAUCCACGUUCACUUCACCAGACGCAACCUGCUACUGGCUGCCGGCGCGUACACCUCCCAGUGAUCCCAGUACAGCCGCACCGCUUCCAAUCACCAAAACAUGCAGCACUGCCUGCAGAAGAGCUCAUAGGGUCUGUGUGGCUCGACUGCAUCAUGUUUAUUAAUGGGAUAUUAAAGUGAAGCAAAUGAAACUUAUGGACUUUACCACGUGUGUAUUUCCAUCAGUUCUACAGACACUGAUACUUCACUGCCAUACAGGUUUGUGAAGUCCUGAACUGUACAGUCUUUUAUACUUGUGUAAAUAAAACAUCUUUUCAUUGUUUGA